ACCAAGAUGGCGGCCGCGGAGCUUCGAGCAGCGGGAUUAAUCGUAUUUCGCCGGAAACGCUUUACAGGACCUUUCGAAUACCUUCUUCUACAAACAUCUUACGGAAGACAUCACUGGACACCACCUAAAGGUCAUGUCGAUCCCGGAGAGUCGGAUAUACAGACAGCUCUUCGAGAAACUGAAGAAGAAUCAGGACUGAAAGAAAGCAGUUUGAACGUCGUGAAAGAUGUACGAAAAACAUUGAAUUACGAGGUGCGAGGAAAGCCAAAGAUUGUAAUUUACUGGCUUGCUGAAUUAAGGGAUUACAAUACGCCCAUACAGCUCUCUCAAGAGCACCAGGAGUACAGAUGGGUGUCUGUAGAUUCCGCAUGUCAGCUGUUACAUGACACCACUGGGCAAGCAUUGCGUGAAGUAGACGAGGAACUGAAGAACAUAGCAAAGUUUUACACAGAGACAUACUGAGAAUGUUUUCAUCUGAAGCUAUCUAUAAAGUAGCACUUUCAUAUGCCUUUUGAAAGUGCAAGGGGUGGGGAGGGGAAGUUACAGGUUAUUUGUACUAAGGGAGUGGGGCUAAGGAAAGUGGCCAGUAGCAAAACUGCAUUUACAAAGUGUGGGUAAAGUACACACAGCCUUUGCAGUUUUUAUAUGUUGCAACAGCAAGGGGGACAAGCUUGUUUGUA
Porites evermanni is the source of this 680-nucleotide messenger RNA. Lineage: Eukaryota; Metazoa; Cnidaria; Anthozoa; Scleractinia; Poritidae. The record is from the annotation of a GenBank genome assembly.